CCCAGACGUAAAUCUUAUUUCAUGCUAUUUGUCCAACACAGAUCUUAUUGGUCCUCCACCACGGCUAUUCAUGCACCUGCUUCCUUCGCCUAUGCCUGUUCCGCCUGCUCUCGCCAUCGGUUUCCUCCGUCUCCACCAAAAAUAAAACAGUGGGCGCCGCCACCGGCAUCCCCCGCCCCUCCACUUAGGUAUUUAGUAUUAACAAACCCAUUUCUCAUCUGGAACUACACCACCACGCUUCAUGCACCUCCUUCCUUCCUCUGUGCCCAAUUCGCCCGGGCGCUGCCACCGGUCUCCUCCGCACCUUCACCAAUUUGUGAUUAUCCAACAAAUGUUUCCUUGCUGUCUCCCAUCGCUGAUUUUCAGGCACUGGAUUCAUCCAUCUGCUCCUGUCUUCUACCCCCACGCCAGCGGUUUACGCUGUCGCGAUCGAAGACACAACCGUGGACUCAUCCACCGUUUCCGUCCGGACCUCCACCAAGCACGAAUUCAUGAGGCCAAAUUCGCCCACCUUGGGGACGUCGUCCCCUACCUCCGC
Messenger RNA from Tricharina praecox, 538 nucleotides. RefSeq lists its product as uncharacterized. The transcript has a single exon. Lineage: Eukaryota; Fungi; Ascomycota; Pezizomycetes; Pezizales; Pyronemataceae. The coding region runs from base 22 to 495 and encodes 157 amino acids. The record is from RefSeq and is a predicted model, not a curated record.